AUGUACUCUAUAUUCGGUGCGCGCUUUCCUGUCCUUACUUUGUUUCUGGCUGUCAUUGCGCUCGCUACUGCCGUGCAACUGCCUAUAAGUAAUCCAAUAAAUGCAACGCUCACAUUCAAACCUGCUUCAUCUCGAUCGAAUCUGCAUGGCUCGUUCAACUUAUUUGACGACGGACUAAGAAGUGGAACUAUGGUAACCGGGUCUUUUCAUUCUGGACUGGAUGAGAAACACAAAUAUUUGUUUAUUGCAUAUACCCAUUCAACUUGCAAUAAACUGACCAGUAACAGGUUCUUCAAAUUCGAUGUCACCAACACCUUCUCCUUUGAUAAGCUGAAUAAAAUCGGAGGGACGAACUAUUUGCAAAAAACGGAUCUGACAUGGUUCUGGGGAAAAAACAUGAAGACAGCCAUAGUUGCUUACAGAAACAUUAGUAAGAUUAGAUCCGGAGAUGAAGAGGGCGAUAUUGAUGAAGACAUUUAUAUGAGAUGGAGAAAAUUUGGAUGCGGAAAUGUUAAAAUCAUAACCGGUUAG
This is a messenger RNA of Paraglomus brasilianum, 531 nucleotides long. NCBI's taxonomy places the organism in Eukaryota, Fungi, Glomeromycota, Glomeromycetes, Paraglomerales, Paraglomeraceae. The record is from the annotation of a GenBank genome assembly.